Messenger RNA from Ixodes scapularis (black-legged tick), 1152 nucleotides. It is a transcript of the gene CBP, whose product is annotated as sarcoplasmic calcium-binding proteins I, III, and IV. NCBI's taxonomy places the organism in Eukaryota, Metazoa, Arthropoda, Arachnida, Ixodida, Ixodidae. The record is from RefSeq and is a predicted model, not a curated record. The transcript is spliced from 7 exons. Gene Ontology annotation, molecular function: calcium ion binding. The coding region runs from base 216 to 833 and encodes 205 amino acids.
CGGAGUCAGGGCACUAAAAUAAACUCCCCGAAAUAAACGGUCCAGCCAUCCCCAGUCCGGGGUUGCGGUGUGAAAGAAAACAGCACGAGCGAACAAGCUUUACACCACGGGGAACAGUGUUCGCGGGAAGUGUCGCGGGCACAGCUCGUUUCCUUCCAGGCCCCUCAGCGACGAAUCUUAAUCAAGAAUUUUAUCCAGCAAGUUCAGUGACAGCAAUGUCCUCCUUCAGGCACCGACACCUAUACACAUUUCACAAUUUUUGGGACUAUAACAAAGAUGGCAUUCUUACCUGGGAUGAUUUCAACAUUAUUGCAGAGAACUACACCAAGCUGCAACGCCGCGGCAAGCUAGAGAAGGAAGUCUACGAGCGUUGGAAAUCCAUUCUCGAAAGAUGGUGGAAUGAGCUCACUGAGCACGCGGAUUUUAAUAAGGACCGAAUCGUGGAGUUCGACGAGUGGCUCAAGUUUUUCACAAACCUCGGCAAGAGUACCAAAAAUGCUCAGGAGUUGCCCGACUUCCUGCAGAAAUAUCUCCACCUUCUAUUUCUCAUCAUGGAUUCGAACAAGGAUGGGCUUGUGUGCGCAAAGGACUAUAAGAAAUACCUCAAAACGCACAACAUGGACAUCACAAGGGCAGACGAAUGCUUCAACCAAAUGCUGAACGAAGAGGAUAUUGCCAAUGGGAAUGCCAUGUCAUCGGAUAGUUUCAAGGCCAAUGUGUACGACUACUGGGUGUCCCAGGAACAAGAUUGCAAGGGCAGAUACAUCUGCGGGCCCUAUGAUUCAGCCAGUGCUGAAGAGCUCGAAAGAAAAAACAAGAAGAAACCUCUUUAAAACUGACUUCCAUGUGUCUUCUACGUCAGCCCUCAUCUCGUACAGCAAGCUGUGAACUCUAUUCCUUCAAUGUGAGUGUAUGUACGUACUUUGACAGCCACUGCAUAGUAUAUGUGCCCAUUUUGUUUCACUAUUUUCAGCGACAUGCACUCUCUGUGUCUGUACUCAUGUAAAAAAAAAGUUUAGCAAAGCUUGGCCCAUUCUUUAUUAACUUAAUUUGUGCAGGCAUGUCCAGUGUUGCCAAACGUUUUAUAAGCAAUGCAAGUAAAUACAUUUAUGACAUGAGCAGAAAUAAAGAUGUGAACAGCUGUGCACUGCC